UUGUGGUUUGUUUCAGCCCAAUUUUAUGGCCUUUAAAUACGCUGAUGUUUGCCGCCCCCAAAUUCUGUUCCAGGAAAACCCUAAUCAGGAGCUGAAGAUCUCUUAGGUAUAAUCCGUUUACAUUCACGAUGUAUCUUCAGUUUUACAUCAACGAAAAGGGUGACAAAGUGUACACCACCAAGAAGGAAUCUCCUCUGGGGCUCGCCACCCAGUCUGCUCAUCCAGCCCGAUUCUCGCCGGACGACAAAUACUCGAGGCAGAGAGUGUUGCUGAAGAAGCGCUUUGGUCUGUUGCCGAUCCAGAAACCAGCUCCCAAGUACUGAAAGCAGCGACCGUUUUGGUUUUAGCUUGUCGAUGCCAAGGCUGUGAAGUGAAAGCACACGUCUUUGAUGUAUUGUUUAGCUUCCGAAUCAUAUCUGGUUCUGUUCUUCGACAGUGAUUAAUUAUUACGAGCAAUUUAAUCAACCGUACCAGUUUUAUU
This is a messenger RNA of Tarenaya hassleriana, 481 nucleotides long. RefSeq names its product H/ACA ribonucleoprotein complex subunit 3-like protein. The coding region runs from base 129 to 323 and encodes 64 amino acids. Gene Ontology annotation, cellular component: box H/ACA telomerase RNP complex; box H/ACA snoRNP complex. The record is from RefSeq and is a predicted model, not a curated record. The transcript has 4 exons. Gene Ontology annotation, molecular function: box H/ACA snoRNA binding; telomerase RNA binding. Gene Ontology annotation, biological process: ribosome biogenesis; rRNA pseudouridine synthesis; positive regulation of telomerase RNA localization to Cajal body. NCBI's taxonomy places the organism in Eukaryota, Viridiplantae, Streptophyta, Magnoliopsida, Brassicales, Cleomaceae.